AUGCCAUACCAAGUCGGGAGAGAGGAGGACGCAAUACCAAGUCGGGAGAGAGGAGGACACAAUGUCAAGUCGAGAGAGAGGACGCAAUACCAAGUCGAGAGAGAGGAGGACGCAAUACCAAGUCGAGAGAGAGGAGGACGCAAUGUCAAGUCGAGAGAGAGAGGACGCAAUACCAAGUCGAGAGAGAGGAGGACGCAAUGCCAUACCAAGUCGGGAGAGAGGAGGACGCAAUACCAAGUCGGGAGAGAGGAGGACGCAAUGUCAAGUCGAGAGAGAGGAGGACGCAAUGCCAUACCAAGUCGGGAGAGAGGAGGACGCAAUACCAAGUCGGGAGAGAUAAGGACGCAAUGUCAAGUCGGGAGAGAGGGGGACGCAAUGCCAAGUCGAGAGAGAGGAGGACGCAAUGCCAUACCAAGUCGGGAGAGAGGAGGACGCAAUACCAAGUCGAGAGAGAGGAGGACGCAAUGUCAAGUCGAGAGAGAGGACGCAAUACCAAGUCGAGAGAGAGGAGGACGCAAUGUCAAGUCGAGAGGAGGACGCAAUACCAAGUCGAGAGAGAGGAGGACGCAACGCCAAGUUAUCUGA
Molecule: messenger RNA, 585 nt
Organism: Pecten maximus
Lineage: Eukaryota; Metazoa; Mollusca; Bivalvia; Pectinida; Pectinidae
Product: DEAD-box ATP-dependent RNA helicase 42-like
Exons: 1
Coding region: 1-585 (194 amino acids)
Source: RefSeq, a predicted model, not a curated record